Corylus avellana is the source of this 1129-nucleotide messenger RNA. RefSeq names its product Single hybrid motif superfamily protein. NCBI's taxonomy places the organism in Eukaryota, Viridiplantae, Streptophyta, Magnoliopsida, Fagales, Betulaceae. Gene Ontology annotation, cellular component: nucleus. The record is from RefSeq and is a predicted model, not a curated record.
AAACAUUCGGGUCGGUGAUGUGUCGGGCCGAGAGGUUCCAUAGAUUUUGCCUUACCUAACUAAGCUCGACAGCACAGCGGUCAGCAGCGCUGUCUAGUCGAUUCUGUUCAAAGUUCUAUAAUCCCAGUUAGAUUUCGAUGACGGAGCAUAGCUUCGACCAAACAGAAAAGCGAGACACCUUGUUGCAAAACACUCCAACCGAACAUCAUCAACAACAACAAAAAGAAGACGAGGAGUUACGUGGGCUUCUGGUGCCUGAUGUCCGCAAUCUUCCUCUGACUCCUCCCACUGCCGUUGAAUCCAACUUCGUCUCCUAUUUCGCCCCAGAUUUAAUGAAGCCAGGACACGACCAGUACGUUUACCGACACGCGAAUGGACUUUGUGUGAUUGGCUUGGCUCCGGCGCACGUAGCAUUUAAGGAUCAAGGUGGUAUCACGGCCGUCGAUUUCAACGUUGGGAAGUCUGAUCGCAGUGUCAUUAAGGUCACCGGGAAGCGCAAGAAGAAUGCGCAACACUUCGAGCCCAACACAGCUUUGUGUAAAGUUUGCACCAAUGAUGCUUCUUAUAUUGUGAGAUGUUGUGUGAAAGGCUCUUUAUUGGAAGUCAAUGACAGGUUAAUCGAGCAGCCAGGAUUGCUUAAUUCAUUGGCUGAUAGAGAAGGAUACAUUGCCAUUAUCAUGCCAAAACCAGCAGAUUGGCUCAAAAUCAAGGGAUCUUUUCUGGGCCUUGAAGAGUACAGGAAACUGAGAGAAUGUUAGAUCAUUGGAAUGUGCUGUUACAAUAAUGAGCCUUGAGGGGGGAAAAGGAACCGAGUCUGAGAGAAGUGUUGCACCCCAUGGAAGUGCUUGGUUUGGCGUUCCCCCUCAUCAUUUCAUUUGAUGGCCCAUGGUGACGAGGCUGAUGAUAUUAAUGCUGCUGACAUUUAAAUCAUAAUUGGGGAAGCUUUAAUUUUCCUCUUGUUCCUCUGUAUUCUUUUUAAUUAUUUUGUCACGAAAUAAUUAUAUCAUUCUACUCUGAACUCCUUUUGCCGAGGUCUUUGGUCUAGCUGAGGAUCAGUAAUAUUUGUCUUAUUGUCUUGGCUCUUUUAUAUUUUAUGGUCAAGAUUUUGUUUUGUUGGUUCUAAUGUGAA